Saprolegnia diclina VS20 is the source of this 5675-nucleotide messenger RNA. RefSeq lists its product as hypothetical. Bases 5 to 5626 code for a protein of 1873 amino acids. Gene Ontology annotation, cellular component: membrane; intracellular membrane-bounded organelle. Gene Ontology annotation, biological process: lipid transport; transmembrane transport. The record is from RefSeq and is a predicted model, not a curated record. Gene Ontology annotation, molecular function: ATP hydrolysis activity; ABC-type transporter activity; lipid carrier activity. The transcript has a single exon. NCBI's taxonomy places the organism in Eukaryota, Oomycota, Saprolegniomycetes, Saprolegniales, Saprolegniaceae.
GUCCAUGACGCACCUUGGGCCGCUCCUGCGCAAGAACUGGGCGCUCAAGCGGCGGCAUCCGAUCGCUGUCUUCUUUGAGAUUGUGCUCCCGACGGUGUUUUUGAUCCUCUUGUCGCUUCUCAAGUCGAAUUUCGACGGCGGCGAUCCGCUUAAGGUCACCAAGCCCGGGUACGAUGGCAGUACGCUCUUUGGCACCCACAGCGCUCGGGAACCGCCGGUGCAAGCGCUCCUCUACAAGUGGUACAACGAUGGUUCGUACUACUCGUACUCGUACGACGCCACGCUGCUCUCGCAAGAAUGCAAGAAUCACCUUCUCCUCUCUGCACCGAAGCCGUCGGUCGCGUGUCGCCCGCCGCAGCUUGCGAUCGUACCCGAUACGGCGUUCACGCGCAAGUACUUUUUCGGGGCGCUCAAGCAGUGGUACCCGUCGGUGAGCGUCCCACUGUCGACGAACGGGUCGGUGACGCUGCCGGGUCUCUCGGACGCGUCCGUGGUGUUUUUCCCUUCGGAAACAGCGCUCGAGGCGUACAUUCAAGGCAGCAACUACGGUAACCAGACGGACGCGAAUGGCGCUGCGCUCAACGCCAACUCGUACGACCCGAUCGUGGCCGCGGCCAUUGUGUUUGCGGACGCGCCGAAAGACGCGGCCAUUGGAACGCCCGUGUCGCUCAGCUACAACCUGCGCUUCCCCGUCAACAACUACGGCGACGGUGCGAGUGCGGUCCCGACGACAACCGGCAGUUACUUCCCGUACCGGACCUACGUGUCGUCGACGGCCCGCAAUACGUACACGGAGCGCGGUUUCUUCACACUGCAGACGCUCAUCACGCGCUUUGCGACGUGCCGCCCCGACUGGCAUGCAUCGAACCAAACGACGACGGGUCAAUGCCAGCAACCGACCGCAGUUGGCCCGGCAUCGCUCGAUGCCACCAACAAGGAUGUAUGGGUGGACGCGCUCUCGAGCUUGCGCCAGAACGGCAAGUCGCUUGUGCCGCAAAACUGGUCGUCGCUCCCGUCGACGACGACGACAACAUUGCUCGCGCCGCUGCGCUUGCAGCCGCAACCGCAUGUGCUCGGUGCCGGCCUCGACAUGCCGGGGCGCGGCAUCACGGAGCAGUGGUUCCUGGGCGGCGACCGGUCGACGAUGCCGAUGUUUCUGCCGGUGACGUUCCUCGUCUUUUCCGUGCUCGUGUUUGGCCGCCUCGUGACGAGCUUGGUGCUCGAGAAAGAGACGCGCGCCAAGUCGUACAUGCAGGCGCUCGGGCUCUCGCCGACGGCGCUCGUCAUGACGUGGUACAUGACGUACGGCAUCGUGCUCUUCCUUGGCGCGUUGCUCCAGAUGGGCGUCGGGUGCUGGACGCUCUUUACGUUUUCGAGUCCUCUCGUUUUGCUAUUGCUCUACGUCUGCUUUGGGCUUGCGUGCAUUGCGUUCGGGUACUUUCUCUCGAGUCUCUUUGCGUCGGCCAAGACCGGCGCCAACGUCGCCCAGCUCGUCUUUCUGAUCUGCGCCGGUGUCUCGCUCGCGUUCAACGACAAUUCGUCGGCUUCUAUCAAGGCAGUCGCGUCGCUUUUGCCGCCGACGGCCUUUACGUUUUCGAUGCAAGUCAUCAUGCAAGCCGAGUACAUUGCCACCGGCAUCUCGCUCGGAGCGAUCGGGAGCUUUGAACACCGACAGUACUCGCUUCGCACCGGGUUUGGCAUGCUCUUGGUCGACUUUGUGCUCUUCACGCUGCUGGGUGCGUAUGUCGAGCAGCUCAACGACGGACACCCGUGGUACUUUCCAUUCACAAAGCACUACUGGGCUUCGGCGGCCAUCGGCACGACGGCGACGUCGACCAAGGCGACGGCCACGAAUGGCAACAUGGAAGCCGUCGACGCGCAAUUGCAGGCGCAAGAAGCCGACGGCCGUGCGCUGCAAGUGCUCGGUCUCCGCAAGACGUUUGGCAAAAGCAAAGUCGCGGUCGAGGGCCUUCACAUGGCCAUGUACGAAGGGCAGAUCACGUGUCUUCUUGGUCACAACGGCGCCGGCAAGACGACGACGAUCUCGAUGCUCACGGGCAUGCUGCGCCCGACGUCCGGGUCGGCGUCGUUCCGGCACUUGGACUUGGACAAAGAUCUCGCCGCGCUCCGCAAGUACCUGGGCGUUUGCCCGCAGCAUGAUAUUCUCUACGACGACCUUACGGUCCGUGAGCACUUGACGUUCUACGCUAGCAUCAAGGGCCAGUUCGAUAUGGCCGUCGUCGAUGCCAUGUUGGACGACGUCGGUCUCACGGACAAGGCCCACGUCAAGGCCAGUGCGCUCUCGGGUGGUAUGAAGCGCAAGCUCUCGGUCGGCAUCGCGCUCAUUGGCGACAGUGCGCUCGUCUUCCUCGAUGAGCCGUCGUCGGGCAUGGAUCCGUACAGUCGCCGGAGCAUGUGGGAUCUCCUGCUGCGCAACCGCGCGGGGCGUGUCAUGAUUCUCACGACGCACUACAUGGAAGAAGCCGACGUCCUCGGUGACCGCAUUGCCAUCAUGGCCGACGGUGCGCUCCGGUGCGUCGGCUCGUCGCUCUUUUUGAAGAACCGGUUUGGCGCUGGCUACACGCUGACGCUGGUCAAGGCGCACGCUGACGUCGACAUUUCGGAUCUCGAGCGUCUCGUGCACGCGUUUGUGCCGUCGGCGGCGCUGCACUCGAACGUCGCGGCCGAAGUUGCGUUUCAGCUGCCGACGGCCCGCGCAUCGGCGUUUCCCGGUCUCUUCCGCGCCCUCGACUCGCAGAUGACCGACGUUGGCGUCACCUCGUACGGUGUCUCGGUCACGACGCUCGAAGAUGUUUUUAUCAACGUCACGACGGCAACGGCGACACCCGGCGACAUUGUUGUGCCGAUUCUCGAAGACUCGGGCGUGCCGUCCGACCGGGAAAACGCACCGUCCGUGGUGAAUGGCCGCCGGAGCCAGGUGGUGGCUCUUCUCAAGAAGCGCUUCCAUGUCGCCAAGCGGGACAAGAAGGCGCUCUUCAUCGCGGUGCUGCUCCCGGCGAUCCUCCUUGCGAUUGGCUUUGGGACCAUGAAGUUGAUCUAUGCCAGUACGUUGGAAGCUGCUGAGCCGCGCCUUCCGCUCGUGACGACCGAGUACCCGGCGCGGACUGCGCCCUACUACUGUCUCUAUGACGUCGACGGCGGUUGCGCUCGAGUCUUGAGUCGCUUCUCGGGCGUCACGACGAAACACGUGCCGACGUUCUCGACGCCGCUCUUUUCAUCGUCGAGCCCCAACGUCUUUGGUGCGACGUACUCGCCGCCGUCGUUCAACGUCUCGAGCGCCGACGCCACCGUGCUCCGGUUCGCGCAGGCGCUGCUCGACGAGACGUCGACGCAAGCGCAAAUGGGCGCGUACGUCGUUGCCGCCGACACCAACAUGUUUAGCUACAGCGUCUUUUCCAACUCGAGCGGUGACCACGCGUCGGCCAUCUACAAGGUGCAGAUGGACCAGGCGCUGCUUCGGUCGCUCGCCGGUACCAACGACAUUUCGCUUACCGUCGCUUCGUACCCGCUGCCGGCGUCGCGCGCCCAGACCGCGCGGAGCAAGGCACGGCUUGCGCAGUGGGGCCAAACGAUCGGGUUCACGGCCAACCUCUUCUUCCUCGUCGCGUUUGCUGUCUUUCCGGGCGCCGCCAUGACGUUCCUUAUCAAGGAGAAGCAGCUCACGGCCAAGCACCAGCAGCUCGUGUCCGGCGUCAAAUUGCACUUGUUCUGGGCCGCCAACUACAUCUGGGACCUCGGUUCAUACCUCGUGCUCUUUUUCUUGGCACUCGCCAUGAUCCAGGCGUUUGGGGUCACGGCGUUUCAAAACUCGGCGUCGACGGUCGCCCACGCGUUUGAUGCCGUCGUCGUCGUCUUUGGUCUCCUCGGGUUUGCGCUUGUGCCGCACACGUAUCUCGUGUCGUUUCUGCUGCAAGAACACGCGUCGGCGCAGAACACGGCGAUCCUCUUCCACUUGGCGACCGGUCUCAUCCUCUUCAUCGUGCAUUUGCUCCUCAACGGUAUGUUUGAGACGGACCUCUCGCCGGGCUUUUGUCUCUUCCCGCUCUUUGCCGCCGGCCACGCGCUCGACAAGAUCUCAACCGCCAAGAACGUCACGGGUGUCGCCGCCGACGGCUCGCCGACGUUUGUCCGCGCCGAGGCCUUUGACGGCGCCGUUGCAGGCAACGACAUGCUCUAUCUCGCGGCGACCGCCGUCGUCUUUACAUGUCUCGUCCUCGUCGUCGAGUUUGUUUCGACCAAGUCGCUGCACAAGAAGGAUGCAUCGGCGAAAGCAACGGGAACGACAUCGGUGCUCGACGUCGACGUCCAGCGGGAACACGACCGGAUUACUGCGCUUGCGUCCGACAAGGCGUCGAUCAACGCCCACGCGGUGGUCACCCACGGCCUCCAAAAAGUCUACGCGAACGGAUUCCUUGCCGUCCAAGACCUCUCGGUGGGCCUUCCGAAGGGCGAGUGCUUUGGGUUCCUCGGUAUCAACGGCGCCGGCAAGUCGACGACGCUCAAGAUGCUCAUGGGCCAGGUCGCACCGUCGGCCGGCGCCGCGUACCUUGCUGGCUACGACGUUUAUAGCCAGCAGACCGAGUCGCGCAGCCUCGUCGGCUACUGUCCGCAGUUUGAUGCGCUCUUUGACACGAUGACGGUCCGCGAACACUUGGAGCUCUACGCCGCGCUUCGGGGCCUCGAUGUUGCCAGCGCCGCGAGCGCCGUCACGUCGCUUUUGCACAAAUUGCAUCUGCAGUCGUUUGAGCACGUGCUGGCGGGCGACCUCAGCGGCGGCAACAAGCGCAAGACGUCGGUGGCGAUCGCGAUGAUCGGGUCGCCGCCCAUCAUCAUCCUCGACGAGCCGUCGACCGGCAUGGACCCGGUCUCGCGUCGCUUCAUGUGGGAGCUCAUCUCGGACAUUUCGACGAAUCAGCGUGAGUCGACGGUGAUUCUGACGACCCAUUCGAUGGAGGAGUGCGAGGCCCUGUGCUCGCGCGUCGGCAUCAUGGUCAGCGGCCAGCUCGAGUGCCUCGGGAGCAUCCAGCACCUCAAGCACCGGUUCGGGAACGGGCUCGUGCUCGACAUCAAGCAGCAUUUGCCGACGGCGUCGGACGUCGAGAUGCUUGUCGCCACCUUGCCACCGUCGCUUGCGUGGGCCGACGUCGAAGCCGCGUGCACCCGCCUCAAGCAGCCCAACCGCAUGGCGUUCGUCGACCUCGACCACGACACGGGCCGGCUCCUUGCGCUCGCGCUCGAGGCCGACGGCGCCGUUGACGCUCAGACGUUUGCCAACUGGUGGCUGGCCGAGGACCAGCACGACGCACUCCUCGCCCAGCUCGCCAGUGCCCACGGUCGCUUUAGCGUCCUGAGUCGCCAAGGCACGUUCGCCCGCAUCCAGGUGCACGUGAGUCUGGCGCAGAUCUUUGGCGUCAUUGAAGACGCCAAGGCGGUGCUGCGCGUCGCCGAGUACAGUGUCGCGCAAACGUCACUCGAGACGAUCUUCAACCAGUUUGCGAGCAAGCAGAAGAAGGAGGACGACCGCGUGCUCACCAAGAAAGGGUGCUGCCGCCGUCGCAAGGCACCCCCUGCGAACAGCAACUACGUCGCUGUCACCGGUCCGUAGCGACGUAUUAUCGCAUGUAUAUCGACCAUCAUAUAAGGUUGCAUUUGCA